Messenger RNA from Closterium sp. Yama58-4, 1089 nucleotides. The record is from the annotation of a GenBank genome assembly. NCBI's taxonomy places the organism in Eukaryota, Viridiplantae, Streptophyta, Zygnematophyceae, Desmidiales, Closteriaceae.
AUGGCCGAGGAGGCUGUUGUGAAGAAGCGGAAGGUGAUGGUGGCGCUCGACGGCAGCGAGUUUAGCCGCCAGGCGUUCGACUUCGCCGUCGGAAAGAUCUUCCGACCCGAGAAGGACCUGGUGGUGCUGUUCAACGUCCGAGCUGCUAGCGGCGAUGCUGGCGCUGAGAACCCUAUUCUGGAGGAGUAUAAGAAGUUGGCGGAGGAGAAAGGUUUGGAGCACGUCACAAUUGAAGAGAAGGGAGAUCCAAGGGAGGCAAUCAUCAGCACCGACGAGAGAAUGGCUGCGGCUGCACGAGCGGCUGCGUACGUGGCAGUGGGGAGCAUAGCGUUGCCAGACCAGCCUCAGCGGACUCGAACAUGGUCGGCCAGUAGCACUCUAAGCACCGGCUUGACGCUUCGGCGGAACGAUAGAUGCGUUCGCCAGGCGUCGCGAUCGCCAAUGUGGGUCUGUGCAAUGGACGCAUCCUUCAGCGAUGAACCCCCAAAGGUGUUCCCGCGCAUCGGAACCCGUGACCCCUACAAGCGCCUCGGGCUCGGCCGCGACGCGUCGACGGAGGAGAUAACGGAGGCGAAGAACUACCUGGUGGAGGAGUACAAGGGCCACGAGCGGAGCCGCGAAGCCAUCGAGGAGGCGUUCGAUAAAAUCAUCGCGGAGAAAUUCAGAGAGCGGCGGAAGUCCAAAAUCAACCUCAAGGCGGAUCUCAAGAAGAAAGUGGCGGAGGCACCGCCCUGGAUCCAGGCGCUCAUUGACAUGGUGGAUGUGCCCAAGCCGGCAGUGAUUGCGCAGCGAGCAGUGCUCUUCGCUCUCAUCGCCGUCUGGAGUAUCAUGAACCCUGCUGAGGGCGGGCCCGCGUUCCAGGUUGCGGUGGCUCUGGGCCUCUCAGUGUACCUCAUCAACGAGCGGCUCAAGAGCAUUACCAGAGCACUCAUUAUCGGGUUCGCCACGCUCGUGGUUGGCUGGAUCACCGGUUCCUUCCUUGUGCCAUUCAUCCCAGAGGGUAUUUUCCCUGGCUUCUGGAGUCUUGAGCUCGGCACGUCCCUUGUCACCUACGUCUUCCUCUGGUUCUCCACCACCUUCCUCAAGUGA